Paramisgurnus dabryanus is the source of this 1133-nucleotide messenger RNA. It is a transcript of the gene vma21, whose product is annotated as vacuolar ATPase assembly factor VMA21. Gene Ontology annotation, cellular component: endoplasmic reticulum membrane. Gene Ontology annotation, biological process: vacuolar proton-transporting V-type ATPase complex assembly. NCBI's taxonomy places the organism in Eukaryota, Metazoa, Chordata, Actinopteri, Cypriniformes, Cobitidae. The record is from RefSeq and is a predicted model, not a curated record.
UGUGACUAAGACCCGGAAGCGCAAAUAAUUCAAGAUGUCGCAUCGAAGAAUUACGUACGGAUGAUUUUUCGUUCUCUCUCUCGUCUAUAAAUAAAAAUCAACAUGCAAAAUUACGAAAAGAAACCUGUGGGCUCAAUGGACGGAACUGCUCCUGAUUUUAGAGGGAAUGAUGGCUCACUCGUAUCUGUUCUAAAGACACUGCUGUUUUUCACUAUUUUGAUGAUAACUCUACCCAUCGGACUGUAUUUUGCAUCAAAGUCUUUUCUAUUUGAAGGCUUUCUGGGUUACUCCAACAAUGACAGCUAUUUCUAUGCCGCCAUUGUUGCUGUUCUUGCAGUACACGUGGUUCUGGCACUCUUUGUUUACGUCGCGUGGAAUGAGGGAUCCCGCCAAUGGAGAGAAGGAAAGCAGGAUUAAACUAGAAGGAACAAGCAGAGAGACCCAUUCACCUACAUAUACAUAUCACAAUAUAAUUGAGUAACAGCAUAUUUGUGUAUAUGUGUGUGUAAUUUUUACCGAAAUGUCUCAGCCGGUCCGAGAGUAGAUGCCAGAUUGCCUCUUUAUCCCAUGAAAUAGUUGAGGUCACUUUCGGCCAUGGAGGAGGUUGUAUGAAAAGGUGUUCAAGAAGAUAUUUUGUGUUUUUGUGCAUGGUUGAUACAGGACAGCGGAGCUUAAACAAACUUAUUGUCUUAUGGUUGUUCAUUGUUACUGCUGUGUCUUUAGCUGCCCAUAUUUAGACUCCUAAUGAAUACAAAUGUAAAAUUAAAAUUGAUUGUUUAGUGAUAUUACACAAUUAUGAGCUGCAAUGUCUUCACAGCUACCCAAAAACCUUAGACAUCAAAGAACUGAAAUGAAAAUGUCUAGCUUCCUGUAGGAUUUCAGUGUCUCCCCUUUAAAGUCAUAAUGUGGUUAUAAUAAGUAGAACGUUGGUUAAAAUCAGUGUGUGUAAAGUUCAUAAGUCUGAUCAUUUCAUGUUUUUUUAUUUAUCCAUUUAAUUAGUACAAUUCUUAAAGCCCAAAAAGUAAUAUAAUUUUCUGAUUUAUAAAUAUUGUUUAAAAUAACAUGUGUUGAGUUAUUUUGCCUGUGAUUAUCGAUCAAUGAAGACAAUAAAUUAAUGCUCUAUAUCUUCCAAA